Anopheles stephensi (Asian malaria mosquito) is the source of this 2981-nucleotide messenger RNA. Its product is annotated as ATP-binding cassette sub-family F member 1. Gene Ontology annotation, molecular function: ATP hydrolysis activity; ATP binding. NCBI's taxonomy places the organism in Eukaryota, Metazoa, Arthropoda, Insecta, Diptera, Culicidae. The record is from RefSeq and is a predicted model, not a curated record. The transcript is spliced from 2 exons. The coding region runs from base 162 to 2900 and encodes 912 amino acids.
AAAAGAAGAAAACAAUCGCACGUUGCGUUUUCUUGCACCCAAACCGGAUUGCACCAUCUCUCCGUUCUAGCUGCGUGAAUUGCUGCCAAAAAACAGUUGCCGUUGGCCGUUUCUUCAUCAGCCCGCCGGUGCCAGGACAGGUGUGAAAAAGAGCAAUCGAAAUGCCACCGAAAAAGAAGGGCAACAAAAAGAACCAGGAUUGGGAGGAUGACGAUCAGUCCGAGCAGUCGUCGAUCGUGUCCGGACCGUCAUCGUCCGGGAAGUCCGGUAAAAAGAAGGGGGGCAAAGUUGACAACGUGGAUUCCGACGAGGACGUUGGUGCGCCAGCGGGUCGGAGUGGGAAGAAGGCAACCCCGGCAGCAGCAGCAGCAGCAGCAGCAGCCCCGUGUGGUGGUAAGAAGGGCAAGAAAGGCAAGCGGGGCAACGGUGACGAUUGGAGUGAGGAUGAGGGACAGCCGAAGAAGGGUGCUGCUGCACAGGAGCAGCAGGUGAAGGAACCUGCGCCGGCCAAACAAGGUGGCAAGAAGGAAGCGAAGAAAUCGGCCGCCAAGGGAAAAGGCAAGGGCAAGAAGGAUGACGAUUGGUCGGAUAAGGAGGAGAAGGAGAUCGAUCUGCUUGCCGGUGGUUCGGAUGAUGAUGAGGACGAUGACGACGAGGAGGAAGUUGUGAUGGUGAGCAAAAAGUCGGCCAAGAAAAAGCAACCGAAAAAAGCGGCCAAAAAGGCAGUGGUGGUAGAGGAAUCGGAGGAGGAAAGUGAAGAGGAGGAAGACGAAUCGGAUCCUGAACCGGUGGUAAAGAAGGAACCACCCAAGCAAGUGGCGGAGAAGCCAAAGGAGGAACCGAAAGUGGUGAAGCAGCCGGAACCAACGCCAGUUACGCCACCGGAACCGGAAAAGAAAAAGGAAGAAAAACCGGUCAAACAGGAAAAGGUGAAAGUUCCCGAACCGGAAGUAGAGGAAGCGGAAGAUCCGGAAGUGGCUGAGAUUGCCGACAAGGUUGCGGAUGAGCUAAAGCUCGAGGAUGGUGGUGGCGAUGACGGUGAGGACGAUGGUACCGGCGAAAAGGAGAAGAAACUAACGCACAAGGAAAAGAAAAAGCUGAAAAAGCAACAAGAGUUUGAGAAGCAGCAGGAGGCCAUGCUUCGUAAAGGUGGCCAAGGACAUUCGGAUCUGGACAGUAACUUUACGAUGUCACAAGCGCUUAAAACGGGCAACCAAAGCAAGCACAUGGAGCAUGCGGUGGACAUCAAGAUCGAAAACUUUACCAUCUCGGCCAAGGGUAACGAUCUGUUCGUGAACGCGAAUUUGCUGAUCGCGAACGGUCGCCAUUACGGGCUGGUUGGACCGAACGGGCACGGCAAGACGACGCUUUUGCGCCACAUUGCUAAUCGUGCCUUUGCCAUUCCGCCCAACAUCGAUGUGCUGCUGUGCGAGCAGGAGGUCGUGGCGGACGAGACGUCCGCGGUGGAAACGGUGCUGAAGGCGGACGUGAAGCGGACGGCGCUCUUGAAGGAAUGUAAAGAGCUGGAGGAAGCUGUGGAAUCGGGAAAGAUCGAACUGCAGGAUAAGCUGCAGGAGGUUUACAACGAGCUGAAGGCUAUCGGUGCCGAUUCGGCGGAACCACGCGCUCGACGCAUUCUGGCCGGUUUAGGAUUUUCGCGCGAGAUGCAGAAUCGGCCUACGAACGCCUUUUCCGGCGGGUGGCGUAUGCGUGUUUCCCUCGCGCGGGCGCUCUUUAUCGAACCGACGCUGCUGCUGCUCGACGAACCGACGAACCAUCUCGAUCUGAACGCCGUCAUCUGGCUGGACAAUUAUCUGCAGGGAUGGAAGAAGACGCUACUCAUCGUAUCUCACGACCAGUCCUUCCUCGACAACGUCUGCAACGAGAUCAUCCAUCUGGACAACAAGAAGCUUUACUACUACAAGGGCAACUAUACGAUGUUUAAGAAAAUGUACGUCCAAAAGCGGAAGGAAAUGAUCAAGGAGUACGAGAAGCAGGAACGACGGAUAAAGGACAUGAAGGCGCACGGACAGUCGAAGAAGGCGGCCGAGAAGAAGCAGAAGGAAAAUCUGACCCGCAAGCAGGAAAAGGGCCGCACGAAGAACCAGAAGCCGGGUGAGGAUGAUGAGGGACCGGUCGAGUUGCUGUCGAAGCCGAAGGAGUACAUUGUGAAGUUUAGCUUUCCUGAUCCGCCACCGUUGCAGCCUCCGAUUCUUGGAUUGCACAAUUGCCAUUUCAACUUCCCGAACCAGAAGCCACUGUUUGUUGGGGCGGAUUUCGGUAUCGAUCUGAGCAGCCGCGUAGCCAUUGUCGGUCCGAACGGUGUGGGCAAAUCUACCUUCUUGAAGCUGCUUGUUGGUGAGCUGGACCCGGUUAAGGGUGAGGCAAAGCGCAACCAUCGGCUUCGCAUCGGCCGGUUCGAUCAGCAUUCGGGCGAGCAUCUGACGGCGGAAGAGACACCGUCCGAGUAUCUGCAGCGUUUGUUCAAUCUCCCGUACGAAAAGGCCCGCAAGCAGCUCGGAACGUUCGGGCUCGCGAGCCAUGCGCACACGAUCAAGAUGAAGGAUCUGUCCGGUGGACAGAAGGCGCGUGUGGCGCUGGCCGAGCUGUGCCUCAAUGCACCCGACGUGCUGAUUCUCGAUGAACCGACCAACAACCUGGACAUUGAAUCGAUCGAUGCGCUGGCGGAUGCGAUCAACGAGUACAAGGGCGGUGUGAUCAUUGUGUCGCACGACGAGCGGUUAAUCCGCGAGACGGAGUGUACGCUGUUCGUGAUCGAGGAGCAGACCAUUAACGAGGUGGACGGAGACUUUGACGACUACCGGAAGGAGGUGCUGGACAGCUUGGGCGAGGUCAUUAACAAUCCUAGUAUAUCGGCAAAUGCGGCCGUGCUGCAGUGAGAGCACGCAUUUUUUGUUCGGUUGUCCGCUGGUUAUUUUAUUGCUAUUAAAACUUACAUACAGUCAUUAUUUUUCCGGCAA